This is a messenger RNA of Parnassius apollo (apollo), 1686 nucleotides long. NCBI's taxonomy places the organism in Eukaryota, Metazoa, Arthropoda, Insecta, Lepidoptera, Papilionidae. The record is from the annotation of a GenBank genome assembly.
AUGUCGGUACCUGCGCCAUUGCACGUGCAGCAGCGCCUCGGUGGCAAAGAAUAUCACGUGCAGCAGCGCCUCGGUGGCAAAGAAUAUCACGUGCAGCAGCGCCUCGGUGGCAAAGAAUAUCAGGUGCAGCAGCGCCUCGGUGGCAAAGAAUAUCAGGUGCAGCAGCGCCUCGGUGGCAAAGAAUAUCAGGUGCAGCAGCGCCUCGGUGGCAAAGAAUAUCAGGUGCAGCAGCGCCUCGGUGGCAAAGAAUAUCAGGUGCAGCAGCGCCUCAGUGGCAAAGAAUAUCACGUGCAGCAGCGCCUCGGUGGCAAAGAAUAUCUCGUGCAGCAGCGCCUCGGUGGCAAAGAAUAUCACCAGCGCCUCGGUGGCAAAGAAUAUCACGUGCAGCAGCGCCUCGGUGGCAAAGAAUAUCACGUGCAGCAGCGCCUCGGUGGCAAAGAAUAUCACGUGCAGCAGCGCCUCGGUGGCAAAGAAUAUAUGCAGCAGCGCCUCGGUGGCAAAGAAUAUCAGGUGCAGCAGCGCCUCGGUGGCAAAGAAUAUCAGGUGCAGCAGCGCCUCGGUGGCAAAGAAUAUCAGGUGCAGCAGCGCCUCGGUGGCAAAGAAUAUCAGGUGCAGCAGCGCCUCGGUGGCAAAGAAUAUCAGGUGCAGCAGCGCCUCGGUGGCAAAGAAUAUCAGGUGCAGCAGCGCCUCGGUGGCAAAGAAUAUCACGUGCAGCAGCGCCUCGGUGGCAAAGAAUAUCAGGUGCAGCAGCGCCUCGGUGGCAAAGAAUAUCAGGUGCAGCAGCGCCUCGGUGGCAAAGAAUAUCGGCGCAGCAGCGCCCUCGGUGGCAAAGAAUAUCAGUGCAGCAGCGCCUCGCAGCGCCUCGGUGGCAAAGAAUAUCAGGUGCAGCAGCGCCUCGGUGGCAAAGAAUAUCAGGUGCAGCAGCGCCUCGGUGGCAAAGAAUAUCACGUGCAGCAGCGCCCGAAGACACGCGCACGCCUCGGUGGCAAAGAAUAUCACGUGCAGCAGCGCCUCGGUGGCAAAGAAUAUCACGUGCAGCAGCGCCUCGGUGGCAAAGAAUAUCACGUGCAGCAGCGCCUCGGUGGCAAAGAAUAUCACGUGCAGCAGCGCCUCGGUGGCAAAGAAUAUCAGGUGCAGCAGCGCCUCGGUGGCAAAGAAUAUCACGUGCAGCAGCGCCUCGGUGGCAAAGAAUAUCACGUGCAGCAGCGCCUCGGUGGCAAAGAAUAUCACGUGCAGCAGCGCCUCGGUGGCAAAGAAUAUCAGGUGCAGCAGCGCCUCGGUGGCAAAGAAUAUCACGUGCAGCAGCGCCUCGGUGGCAAAGAAUAUCAGGUGCAGCAGCGCCUCGGUGGCAAAGAAUAUCAGGUGCAGCAGCGCCUCGGUGGCAAAGAAUAUCACGUGCAGCAGCGCCUCGGUGGCAAAGAAUAUCAGGCUGCAGCAGCGCCUCGGUGGCAAAGAAUAUCAGGUGCAGCAGCGCCUCGGUGGCAAAGAAUAUCACGUGCAGCAGCGCCUCGGUGGCAAAGAAUAUCACGUGCAGCAGCGCCUCGGUGGCAAAGAAUAUCAGGUGCAGCAGCGCCUCGUUAUGCAACGAACGUGCCCCACAGCCCCACAGCUGGACGUAAAGCACGACGCCGUCUGCACCGCCAGGCAGCGCCGCCGCACGAGAGCACCGCUGCGGCUCGUGGAUAG